GGAAGAAAUAGCUUGUUCAUUUAAUAACACUAUUUCAUUUCCCUACCAUGUUGUUCCGUAGCAUCGCGUUAUUUGCAGCUUUGGCUUCACCUGCUUUCGGCUUUGCGCCUGUCUCCACACCUCGUCCAUCGGUCAUGGCUCUUCGCGUUGCCACUGAUCCCAUCAAAUCUGACGAUUUGGUUUCGAAGGAGGCAAAUGUCAAGUCCGUACGCAGGACCAAACCCACCAAGAACCCCAUGAGUCCUGAAUUUGAACAGAUUAGAUCUGUUCCAUACAACGAGGCUUUCCCGAACUCUACUAAGGAGCACAAGACCGUCACUCACGAGGAAACUGGACAUGUCCUUAAUGUCCCAUUCCGUCGUGUUCAUCUAGAAGAUCCCGACCAAAAGUAUUUGGAUCUUUACGAUACAUCGGGACCUCAAGGACAUGACCCUAAGAUUGGUAUCCCCAAGCUUCGAAAGGAUUGGGUCGCUGCUCGCGAAGGAAAGUUUGAAAGGUACACUCAGAUGCAUUUCGCUAGACAGGGCAUGAUUACCGAAGAAAUGCUGUUCGUUGCCGAGCGCGAAGGUGUCGAGCCCGAGUUUGUUCGCUCUGAAAUUGCCCGAGGAAGAGCCAUUAUCUGCUCCAACAAGAAGCACCUCGAAUUGGAGCCUCAAAUCAUCGGACGCAUGUUCAAGGUCAAGAUCAAUGCCAACAUCGGAAACUCUGCUAUCACCUCCUCUAUUGAGGAGGAGGUGGAAAAGCUCCAGUGGAGUACUCUAUGGGGAGGAGAUACCCUGAUGGAUUUGUCUACAGGAAAACACAUUCAUGAAACGAGAGAGUGGAUCAUGCGAAAUAGUCCCAUUCCUGUCGGAACAGUUCCCAUCUAUCAAGCACUUGAAAAGGUCGACGGAAUUGCUGAGGAUUUGAACUGGGAGGUUUUCCGCGAAACCUUGAUCGAACAGGCAGAACAAGGUGUCGAUUAUUUCACAAUUCAUGCAGGAGUGUUGCUCCCUUACGUUCCAAUGACCGUUAAGCGAAUGACUGGUAUUGUGAGCCGAGGAGGAUCCAUCCACGCGAAGUGGAACAUUUUUCACCACAAGCAAAAUUUUGCUUAUGAGCAUUGGGAUGACAUCCUUGACAUUUGCGCCGAGUAUGACAUUGCGCUUUCUAUCGGAGACGGUCUCCGUCCCGGUUCGAUUUACGACGCGAAUGACGAAGCCCAGUUUGCUGAACUGAAGACUCAGGGUGAUCUGACCCGUCGAGCUUGGGAGAAGGAUGUCCAAGUCAUGAAUGAGGGACCAGGCCAUGUUCCUCUUCACAAGAUUCCGGAGAACAUGCGCAACCAACUUGACUGGUGUAACGAGGCUCCAUUUUACACUCUGGGUCCUCUUACGACUGAUAUCGCACCAGGGUACGAUCACAUUACCUCUGCCAUCGGUGCUGCGAACAUUGGAGCUCUUGGAACGGCCAUGCUCUGCUACGUCACACCUAAGGAACACCUUGGUCUCCCCAAUCGUGAUGAUGUCAAGGCUGGAAUCAUUGCCUAUAAGAUUGCGGCUCAUGCCGCGGAUCUAGCCAAGGGAUUGCCUGGUGCUCAGGAUCGCGACGAUGCUCUUUCCAAAGCUCGCUUUGAGUUCCGCUGGAAUGAUCAGUUCAAUAUUUCUUUGGACCCUGUUACCGCAAGAGCAUUCCACGACGAAACCUUGGAUAGCGACGCAUCCAAGAGUUCCCACUUUUGCUCCAUGUGUGGACCUAAAUUCUGCUCUAUGAAGAUUACAGACGAUGUACGUCAAUACGCAGCCGAGAACGGUUAUGGAGUAGAGGAAGAAGCCAUUGCAAAGGGCAUGGAAGAAAUGAGUGACAUGUACAAGGAAAUGGGCAACAAAUUGUAUCUGGAAGACAUGGACAAUGUUGUCAACCCUUUGGAAGACUUGACCCCUUAGAGGAAUUUAUAUUACAGAACAUCCGUUAUGACGUCUACAAGAUAUUUUAUCUUGUCGAUAUUUCAAUCAUCAUUUUUGUUUGCGGGAGCAACCGAAGAAACAGCUGAGAUUCAUUAUCGAAUACCGCUUGAACCUGAUCAUGGCAAUGCAUGCGUGAGGGAACAACAAAACGAUUGAUGUAGAAACGUGAUUUCUAAACGAAUGAAGAAUAUAAGUUCUUCUAUCAAUAUAUAGGAUUAUUUUUU
This is a messenger RNA of Pseudo-nitzschia multistriata, 2170 nucleotides long. Lineage: Eukaryota; Bacillariophyta; Bacillariophyceae; Bacillariales; Bacillariaceae. The record is from the annotation of a GenBank genome assembly.